Juglans microcarpa x Juglans regia is the source of this 2049-nucleotide messenger RNA. Its product is annotated as ectonucleotide pyrophosphatase/phosphodiesterase family member 1. Gene Ontology annotation, cellular component: vacuole. Lineage: Eukaryota; Viridiplantae; Streptophyta; Magnoliopsida; Fagales; Juglandaceae. The record is from RefSeq and is a predicted model, not a curated record.
AUAUCCCAGAUGGCAACCCCCCAACAAUCGACGAGCCUUCGAUCUCACUCCAAGAUCUCCCUCUAAGAACCAUAAAAAACACCCACAUCUCAGAACCUUGAGUUUUCCUUCACCCCAAACAAGGAACCCCGGUGAAUCUGAGAGAAAGUGCUGAUUUUUUUGGGAACAUGGGUUCUGAUUCUUUGUCUAUUUUGACUACAUCGACAAAGCCUACGCCGAUACCAAUACCAACCCAAGAAGACCCAUCAAACCCAUCUACAGCUCUCCUUUCCUUCAACACAGACUCUUCCUCUUCCGCCUCGACAGACCCUCCUCACAAACCCGCCACAACCACCAUCCUCUUCAUCUCCCUCCUCCUCAUCGCCUGUGUUGCUAUCUCCGCCGCCAUCGCCUUUGCUUUCCUCUUCUUCUCUUCCUCUUCCUCUGCGUCUCCACCUGCCACCUCCCAUGUCGAAACUCAAGCCCGUCCCCUCAUAAAGCUCCCACACCCUGUGGUCUUGCUGAUUUCAUCCGACGGGUUCCGAUUUGGGUACCAAUUCAAGACCGCCACGCCCAAUAUUGGUCGCUUAAUCGGUAACGGGACCGAGGCCGAGCUGGGUUUGAUUCCGGUUUUCCCGACUUUAACUUUUCCUAACCACUACUCCAUUGUGACUGGUCUUUAUCCUGCUUAUCAUGGUAUAAUUAACAAUCAUUUUUUGGAUCCACGCACUGGUGAGGCUUUUACCAUGGGGAGCCACGAGCCAAAAUGGUGGUUGGGUGAGCCUCUAUGGGAGACCGUGGUGAACAACGGAUUGAAGGCUUCCACGUAUUUCUGGCCUGGGUCUGAGGUAAGAAAAGGUCCUUGGACGUGUCCUGAUAAGUUUUGUAUGAAUUAUAAUGGCUCGGUUCCUUUCGAGGAACGGGUAGAUACCGUUUUAAGUUACUUUGAUCUGCCUGGUGGUGAAAUUCCUUCGUUUAUGACACUAUAUUUUGAAGACCCGGAUCAUCAGGGUCACCAAGUGGGGCCUGAUGAUCCAGAGAUAACUGAAGCUGUUGCUAGAAUUGAUAUGAUGAUUGGGAGGUUGAUUGAAGGUUUAGAAAAGAGAGGUAUUUUUGAGGAUGUUAAUAUAAUUUUGGUGGGUGAUCACGGGAUGGUUGGUACAUGUGAUAAAAAGCUUAUUUUUCUAGAUGAUUUGAACCCUUGGAUUGAUAUUCCUGCUGAUUGGGUUCUGUCGCACACGCCUUUACUGGCAAUUCGUCCGCCUCCUGGUGUUGAGCCAUCGGAUGUUGUUGCAAAGAUGAAUCAAGGGUUAAAGUCUGGGAAGGUUGAGAAUGGGAAGUAUUUGAGAGUGUAUCUCAAGGAGGAGCUGCCUAGUAGGCUUCAUUAUAGUGCCAGUGAUAGGAUACCACCAGUAAUUGGUAUGAUAGAAGAAGGGUUUAAGGUUGAGCAGAAGAGGACGAAGCGGAAAGAAUGUGGUGGAGCACAUGGUUAUGACAAUGCCUUUUUUUCCAUGAGGACCAUUUUUGUUGGCCAUGGUCCUCAGUUUGCGAGGGAGAAAGUUCCAUCUUUUGAGAACGUGCAGAUAUAUAACUUGGUCACCUCGAUUCUGAAGAUUCAGGGUGCAUCGAAUAAUGGGUCUGCAUUGUUUCCAAAGUCUAUUCUUUUGUCUAGUCCGUAAGUUCACAUUCUCGUGUGGUGUACAAGUCCAAGUCAUUGGGUUGGAGCUGUGCUGGCAAUAUAUUUGUAUCAUGAAGCAAUGAGAUUAUGUGCUGGAAAAGAUGGUUAUAAAUGAAAUGACGAUGCACUGCAGAGAGGUAACGGUAUCAGUUGUACGUCUAGAACCCCACAGGCUGCUGGUUGAGUCCUACUAAGUUACAUAAAUAAUGGUAUUACUUGGUUUGGUCUGACUUUCAGCAAUUAGAAGCUGCACAAGUAAUAACAGAAAAUGGCAUAAAAAAAUGUAGUGUAUUUUUGUAAAAUGCCAUCAAGGUAUUCUUUGAGGUAGCGUGUCGGCAUUUGUAUAUUUUCAUAUCUUCUGGAUGAAUAUAUCAAAUGCAUGCAUUAGUCAA